AGACAGAAUAGCUCAGCAACCACUAGGAGCAAAAAAAGGACGAAAAUCAACAAAGGACUCAAGACAUGAAACUUUAAGCUAGAAGCAACUACAAUCAAUUAUCAUGACCGACAAGGCCUGGCUGGGCGAAGCGGCCCUCGUCAGGGAGGUACGGAUGCUGGACCGGAAAGACGGCGAGACGGUGGCGGACAAGCUCGAGCGACUAUGGGACACGCAAGCCCAAUGCCAUGGCGGCAGCUUCCACGCCGCCGAGGAAAUGCUGCUGCGCUGGCUGCUGAAGAACAUGGCCGGCCCCCCCACCUCUACUGCCGCCGAGACCAUCCGGCGCUGUCCCCGCGCCUGGGACAUCCUCGGCGCCAUCUUCUCGCGGAUACCCCUCUUCUCUCUCGCAAAGUCGCUCGCCGACCGCCGCUUCGUGAACGUCCUCCAGCAGACGCUCAAGGACAUCUCCAGGCCUCAGCAGCAACAGCCGCAGGUGGCUGCCCAACUUGGCGGCGCCGACUCCGACGUCGAGAUGGCCAAUGCCUCGCCCCCACCGUCUCCAACGGGCACGCGCAAGCGCAAGCGCUCCGUGUCAACCACUCUCGACUUGGAUGUCCAGAGCCAGCUCUCGGGCUGUCUCGAAACGGCCGAGUCCGUCUUCGAGGCGCUACGGACGCUGCUGUCUCGGUGCGAGCUCAGAUCGUCCGACGGACUGCCCAGUCAGCGCAUGGGAGCCGAGCACGUCAAGUCCUUGUUCUCCUCGUCAGCCACCAAGACCAUGGAAAUUCUGGUCCCGCUCCUCACCCUGUGCCGUCUCGCCGUGAACAGAAGCCAGGAAACGCCGCUCAAGGGACAGGCCGAGUGGCUGUCGACUUUUAGCUCCAUCUGGGAUCUCCAUCUUCAGAGUUCCAGUGAUGCUGCAGACGUCGCAGCUCAUCUGUCUGGGCUGGGAACCAGCUUGCUUGGCAACCUGACAGGCUUUGCGCCGCAGAAGACGCUCGGUAUCAGCGCGGCUGUGCAGCAGCGGUGGGCGCGAGACCUCCGUCGCUUUCUAGCCCGCAACGUCAUUCUCCCCUCAAGGGCCGCCUUCCUCAACAGGGGAAGCCAGGAAGUCAUCCAGGUCACCGUCAACAUGGCCAUGGUCUCGGCCGCUGUGUCGUACCCUGUUCUCUUUGACCUCGUCAGCAAGCAGCGCCGUAUUUUGGGCGACAAGACUGCCAAAAAGGACUACGAUGCUUGGAUCCAGGCUGUCUUUGACGCCACUAUCACUGCCCUGCAGUCCCGCGGCCGCGAGAAAAACCGGGUGAUAGUUGGCACGAUAAUGGACAUAGCUGCUGAGCGCAAUACGGCGCUCUCGGCCACGAGCCUCCGCACCGUUUGCAAGGACUAUGCCAUCGGGCCUAAGGAUGACUGGAAGCUAUUGCUUUCCAUUGUCAAGCUCAACCCCGACGUUUUCUUGGUCUCGCAGGACGGCCAGGUGCUUCUCGAACAAGUUCUGGAGAAGACGCGGGAGUCGCAGUCUUUCGAGGCUGAUCUCUUUGCUAAGGCCUUGCAGUUCAUCGUGUCGCUCGCUAAGGGAUAUGCCAAGGCGCGCGAUCUCUCGAGCUUUGUCAAGGUUUGGCUGAAGUAUCUCGCCGUCGCUGAGGCCCCUGUCAAGCUGGAGCCCCUGUGGUCCCAACAAGAACUCGUUACUACUGUGGCGGGGCUGCUUGAGACGUCUCUCAAUGCCAAACAGCUCUUGGAGAUUCUGGACUGGCUCUCGGCCCUCACUCAGCCAGCCGAGAUUGUAGCAAGAAUUCACAUCCUCGAAGCUAUCUCAGGUGGCCUUUCACAGGAGGAGUUCGUUGAUGCCGCUAGUAUGAAGACCUUUGAGGCAGCGUUUGCGACCAAAAUCUCACGGAAAGAGCUCUCGAGCUCCGUAUCUGCAUCGCGAUGGAUGAUCGCCGAGAAGACGCUUUCCAGGGGAACCCUUGAAGAAUCUGACCAGGUCUUGUCUCGGGUGAAGUCGGAGCUCGUUCGCGCGCUCCAAAAGUCUCCAGUGUACCGAGAAGAUACCUUGGCUGCGUUCAAAUGCUGCGCAGCGCUUUGGCUUUCAAACUACCCACACGGCGAGCACGAGAGCGAGGCGGCUACUCUCGCAUGUGCAUUCCUUGACAGGCUUGAUGAGGGCGACGGACACUCAAAGUCGUCUAGUUGGAGCAAUACCGAGACAUCGAUAAACCAGGAGACCUACACCUCCUGGAUUCUUUCCAGCAUAGUGAGCUUGGUUGUCGAGAAGAAAAAAAGCGUUCCAAACAUCAUACUUUCGCUCCUGUCUCCUGGCGAGGAGGACGACACAGAAGCCCUCGAGUCCAUCAUGUCAGCGUCGCGCCUGCUGCUUGAAAAUGAAACCAUUACAAACAACUACUACCUCAUGCAUGAGCUGCUGGAAACAAUGAUUUCACGGAUUGACUCGUCCAAAUCCAGGAGGUCUAGUUCAACGACAAGAGUAGCCGUCCAGUUUCUGCUUGACGUCCCGAUGGAUGCGCUUAGCCGUAGCCAGCGAGAGGACAUUAUGAAGCGCCUAGUCUUGCCGUUGUGCCGGAACCAGGAUAAGCCUGAGAAGGUUGGAGUCGAGUUUUGGAAACCCGUGCUGAGUCUGAUGGUGAAGCUAAUGGGCAGACCAACGUUCUACGAUGAGAUGAGCUUCGCGCAGCUAGAGGCAAUAGGGAGGUCGAUACGAAAGUCACAUCGCCGAUCCAAGGAAGGGAGCUCGGCAGAUGACGUGUCAGAAGAGUGGGCCGACUUUCAGCUACUGAAACAGCUGGCCGAGUUGACUAUACGGCAAAUGGCGAAUGGGAAUCUUGAGGAGCGCGAGAAGGCGUAUCUCACCGGCGCUGUUGCUGUUCUUGAGUGUCCAUGCCAAGACUCGGACGUGGAGCCGCGCCUUGCCCUCAUCCAGUCCUUCAUCUCCGUGAUCCAACACUCUCCCUCGGUCGUGAAGUCAAGUUUUGAGCUCGAGGGCUUGAAAACCAGCCAUCUGCUACCAAUAGCCGUGCCACCCAUCACAUCUGGAAAGUGGCGCGGUAAGGGCCUGCUGCCGUUCCUGACAGCCCUGGAGGCCAUGGGCGUACUGGAUCACUCGUCUGUUGCCAAAGCGCUCUCGGGUGCCGUGCCGUCCUUGUUGGAGGCCGGCAACUGGCUUCUUGAACACGGCGUCCAGGGUGGGAUGGAAACGCGAAUGUUUCUUGCAAAGCACUUCACAGCAGCCAUGGGCUCCCCGUUAAAGAUAAAACUCCCUGCCCGGGACGGCCUGGACGUAACAGAAAUAGGACCUGCUCUCGACCGGGCGGCCGUAGUUGGCAAGACGGCGGUGCUGGAGUAUGUUGACGCGGCAACUCAGGAUGCGGAUGACGGCACGAGGCUCGGAUAUCUCCAGGAACUCUUGCUCCAGGAUAGCGAUAGCUCGGGCUCGUUGGCUCAUCUGUUGGUGGUUCACAGGCUGGUGCAUCAUAUUUCUGCAGGCUCUCGACCGGCAACUUUGCCAGACAGCCACAGCGGGUUCGAUCUCGCACAGACCCACAACAUCCUCUGCAACCGGUUGCGGGCCACCGUGGACCUGAGCGAGUUUAUUCUGACUACCCGGACGCUCUACCUGCUGCUCGACCAGAAGGCGGCGAGCAUGACACAGUGGAAUAUUGAGCUCACGCUCAGCAGCAUUUCGGCCCUAUGCUCCAGGGAAGAGGCGGCGCCUACCUCGUCCCCCAAGACAUACCACUGCCUGUGCCAGCUGGUCGAGGUGGUCAUCAAGCGCCACAGACGCCGGCUCGAUGGCCACUUCCACAUCCUCGUCACGGUGCUGCAGUCGCUUCUGCGCCGUCUCAUGUCUCUAGCUUCUUCUACCUCUCAGCAACCGCACGACAUGGCCAGCAACGUCCCGGCACCUCAGAGCCAGCACUGGGAGAAGCAAGCCCGGCUCUUUGCGCGCCUGGUGACGCUCGUGUGCGAGCCGACAGCGGCCUCGGUGUCGUCGUCAUCGUCGUCGUCGUCGCGCCCCGGCAGCGUGCUCGUCUCGGAGCGGGACCGCGCCAAGCGCUACGCCGGCCAGCACAUGGGCCUCGUGCUGAUGCAGUACGUCAAGCUGCAGCUGGAGCUCGCGCCGCUCCCGCUCGCGGUGCGCGAGCCGCUCGAUACGGCCAUGUACUCGGUGCUGCAGAUCACGACACCCGACGGGCUGCAGAUCAUGAGCGACGCCAUGGAUCCCAGCGGGCGCAUCAUCUUCAAGGAGCUGUACAGGCAAUAUCAAAAGUUUGGCAAGUGGGAGGGCGUGUGAGCGCGGUCAGACUUGUUUAUAUAUGUUUUGCCGCUGUAUAUAGACAUGUGCUAUAUAGAGAUAGAUAUAUGCCAUCAGGGGUUAAGUGGACAUGUUUGUUAUGUAAGAUCUACAUAGCGAUUUUCUCAGUGGCUCACGAAAUGGCAUGAGAUUGAGUAUUUAGCUACCUGUCAUAGGAAAUCGUGGUCUAGUAUCGCUAAGAUACGAAGAUUCUCCAGACCGCAUCCCGUGGAAAACGGC
Messenger RNA from Lasiosphaeria miniovina, 4534 nucleotides. Its product is annotated as Urb2/Npa2 family-domain-containing protein. Lineage: Eukaryota; Fungi; Ascomycota; Sordariomycetes; Sordariales; Lasiosphaeriaceae. Gene Ontology annotation, biological process: ribosome biogenesis. The transcript is spliced from 6 exons. The coding region runs from base 104 to 4294 and encodes 1396 amino acids. Gene Ontology annotation, cellular component: nucleolus. The record is from RefSeq and is a predicted model, not a curated record.